Molecule: messenger RNA, 2608 nt
Organism: Topomyia yanbarensis
Lineage: Eukaryota; Metazoa; Arthropoda; Insecta; Diptera; Culicidae
Exons: 8
Coding region: 18-2531 (837 amino acids)
Biological process (GO): proteolysis
Molecular function (GO): zinc ion binding; metallocarboxypeptidase activity
Source: RefSeq, a predicted model, not a curated record
GUGGACCUUCGCACGUGAUGAAUCUGAAAGCCGUGCUUUUCGUUUUGGCUCUAGUAGCUACCUCGGCAACGCUAGCCGAGAAAGCUCGGUUCGAUAACUACCGUCUCUAUCGGAUAGCGAUCGAAAAUGUAGAACAUCUAGAGGUGCUGCAAGCCGUUGAACAGCUUGGAGAAGGGUACAACUUUUGGGUUGAACCGGUAAAUGUGAACAGCGAGGUGGAUUUGGUGGUACCUCCACACAAAUUUGCAGAAUUCACCGAAUUGGUUGAAAGAUAUGGACUGCAGACGAAGCUGAGCGUUUCUAACCUACAACAGCUGCUCGAUGACGAGCAGAGGCGAACAACAAAGGAAGCUUUUGGCUGGAAUGCGUACUACACGUUGGAAGAGAUCUAUGCCUGGAUGGAUGGGCUGGUAGCGAAAUAUCCUAACGUCUUAACUACAGUUAUCGGUGGAAAAUCGUUUGAAGGUCGUGAGAUUCGUGGUGUGAAAGUUUCGUACAAAAAAGGCAAUCCGGGUGUGUUUAUGGAGGGAACAAUUCAUGGUCGCGAAUGGAUUAGUGCUGCGACAUUAACAUGGAUCCUGAAUGAACUGUUAACUUCUACUGACAGCCAGGUGCGACAUAUUGCAGAGAACUACGAUUGGCACUUUUUCCCAGUUACUAAUCCGGAUGGGUAUUCGUUCACAUUUACCAACAAUCGCAUGUGGAGAAAGACCCGCCAGCCACAUGGUAUUUUGUGUGUAGGAGCUGAUCCUAAUCGGAACUGGGCUUACAACUUUAUGCAGGGUGGCGCAUCUACCAAUCCCUGCUCGGAUAGCUAUGCUGGACCGGAGGCUUUUUCGGAAACCGAAACCCGUACUCUUUCGGAGUACUUUACCUCCGUCCGACGAACAAUAACCACCUAUCUGUCAUUCCAUUCUUUCUCCCAAUUGCUACUUCUGCCGUAUGGACACACCACAGCACCUUUGGACAAUUAUUACGAAAUGAUGGAUGUGGGAAGAAAGGCAAUCAACAAACUUCGACAGCGCUACGGCACAGUUUAUCAAAUCGGAAAUAUAGCACAAGCCAUUUACAUUGCCUCCGGAGGUAGCAUCGACUGGGUCAAAGGAGUCUACAAAACGCCCAUUGUAUUCGCUUACGAGCUACGAGACACCGGUGAGUAUGGAUUCUUACUACCGCCGGAUCAGAUCAUUCCAAACUCCGAAGAAACGCUGGAUUCAAUCAUUGUUAUUCUCAAGGAAGGUGAGGACCUAGGUAUUCACUAUCGCUGUAAACCUUCGCGCGUAAUGAAUCUGAAAGCCGUGUUUUUCGUUGUGAGCCUGUUAGCUGCUACCUCCGCAACGCUAGCCGAGAAAGCCCGGUUCGACAACUAUCGACUUUAUCGGAUACGGAUCGAAAAUGUAGAACAUCUAGAGGUGCUGCAAGCUGUUGAGCAACUUGGUGACGGGUACAACUUUUGGAUUGCACCAGUUCACGUCAAUAGUGAGGUAGAUUUGGUGGUUCCACCACACAAAUUUGGAGAAUUCGCCGAACUGGUUGAACGAUAUGGACUGCAGGCGAGACUGAGCGUGUCUAACCUUCAAAAAAUGUUCGAUGAUGAACAGAGACGGACCACAAAGGCAGCAUUCGGCUGGAAUGCGUACUAUGAGCUGGAGGAGAUAUACGCCUGGAUGGAUGAACUGGUUGCGCAAUAUCCCAAUAUUUUAACUACAGUCAUUGGUGGAACAUCGUUUGAAGGUCGUGAAAUUCGUGGUGUGAAGGUUUCGUACAAGCAGGGCAAUCCCGGCGUAUUUAUGGAGGGAACAACUCAUGCUCGCGAAUGGAUUAGUGCUGCCACCUUAACAUGGGUUCUGAAUGAGCUGUUGACUUCUACUGACGAACAGGUGCGGCAUAUUGCAGAGAACUAUGAUUGGCACUUCUUCCCAGUUACCAACCCGGAUGGAUAUGUGUACACACAUACUACUAAUCGCAUGUGGAGAAAGACACGCCAGCCGCAUAAUAUGCUAUGCGUAGGAGCCGAUCCGAAUCGGAACUGGGCUUACAACUUUAUGCAGGGUGGCGCAUCGAAUAUCGCUUGCACGGAUACCUUUGCUGGACCAGAGGCUUUUUCGGAAGUUGAAACUCGCACUCUUUCAGAAUACUUUACCUCUGUCGAACCGACGAUUACCACCUAUCUGUCAUUCCACGCUUAUUCUCAAUUACUGCUACUGCCAUAUGGACACACCGCGGAACCUUUGGACAAUUAUCAUCAAAUGAUGGAAGUGGGAACAAAAGCUAUCGAAAAACUCAAAGAACGCUACGGCACGAUUUAUAAAAUUGGAAACAUAGCUGAAGCUAUCUACGUUGCCUCUGGAGGUAGCAUCGACUGGAUCAAGGGAGUCUACAAAACUCCGAUUGUAUUCGCUUACGAACUGCGGGAUACCGGUUUGCAUGGAUUCGUGCUGCCGCCAGAUCAGAUAAUUCCGACCUCCGAGGAAACGCUGGAUUCAAUUAUUGUCAUUCUUAAAGAAGGUGAGGAACGAGGUAUUCACUAGAAUGUAUGGGAUCCUGUAGGAAAAAUCUUUACAUAAGUAAGCUAAAUUGAACAAUAAAUUAGAUUAUGCUUUUGUCA